Impatiens glandulifera is the source of this 2668-nucleotide messenger RNA. RefSeq names its product synaptotagmin-2-like. Lineage: Eukaryota; Viridiplantae; Streptophyta; Magnoliopsida; Ericales; Balsaminaceae. Bases 177 to 2225 code for a protein of 682 amino acids. The record is from RefSeq and is a predicted model, not a curated record. The transcript is spliced from 9 exons. Gene Ontology annotation, molecular function: lipid binding.
UUCACCAAAAAAGAAUAUUCCUUGCAUCAUUCCUGCCGCUGAAUCAACCAAUCAAUUACUGUUAUCGGCGACCCACCUUGAAGAAAUUCAUGUUUACUACUUCGUACUCAUUCAAUUUCAAUGUGAGUUUUCAUGCACAUGCUAUUUACUUUCUCUUCGUCAGGACCCAGGAUUAGAUGAUUUCACAAUCAAUUUCUGCCUGUGCCCCUUUGUCAUUUUGCCCAUGUAAAUUCGAUGGCUUACAGCAUCAAAAGAUAUCGAAUCUUUUCUUUCUUAGUUGUUGUGCUAAGAGUAGAAAAAGAUCGGCUGCUGGAAUUGUUCCUUGGAAGAAGAAUUCUCUGCCCAAGAUAUCUGUCUUUGUUUGCUCUUUCCCAACUGAUGGCCCUCAAGAUAGUAAUUUGAACCUGAGAGUCGCCAAUUCUGCAGCAAGGGGAGCCAAGAAUUUCGUAGUGAAGACGUUCUCCAAGGAACAAUAUGAUGAGGAAGAAGAUUUAUCCCAACAAUCCGAGGGUAACAUCCAUGUGUCGAGUCAUUCGAACAAUUUCACUAGCUUUCAAGAAGAUCCUAUAGUUUAUAACCUGAGAACUCAACUGGGGGUUAUACACCCUAUUCCAUCACCUCCAAUUAAUCGAAAUAUUGUGGGCCUAUUUGUUUUCUUCUUCUUUGUUGGGGUUGCAUUUGACAAAAUCUGGUCAUUAAGGAAGAGGAAGAAGAAGUCAGCUGACGAGAUUCGUCCAGGUGCUUGGCCCCAGGUUCCUACUAGCUUCUCAUUGUUUCUAGAAAAGGAUUUGCAGAGAAAGGAAUCUGUUGAAUGGGUGAACAUGGUUUUGGGGAAGUUGUGGAAGGUCUACAGAGCUGAGAUUGAAAACUGGAUUAUUGGCUUGCUUCAGCCUAUAAUUGAUAAUCUGAAAAAACCUGAUUAUGUAAAGAGAGUUGAAAUAAAGCAGUUUUCUUUGGGAGACGAACCAUUGUCAGUCAGGAAUGUGGAGCGCAGAACUUCUCGCCGAGACAACGAUCUACAGUACCAAAUAGGCCUCCGUUAUACAGGUGGUGCUCGUAUGCUGUUAAUGCUUUCUCUGAAAUUUAGUGUUAUUCCCAUUGUGGUGCCAGUUGGAGUACGAGAUUUUGACAUUGAUGGUGAACUGUGGGUAAAAUUAAGAUUAAUACCAUCACAGCCUUGGGUAGGAGCUGCUUCAUGGGCCUUUGUCUCACUUCCGAAGAUCAAGUUUGAGCUGUCACCAUUUCGUUUGUUCAACAUUAUGGCAAUUCCUGUUCUUUCUAUGUUCUUGACUAAACUUCUCACAGAGGAUUUGCCUAGACUUUUUGUACGUCCAAAGAAGAUUGUUCUUGAUUUUGAGAAGGGAAAAGCAGUUGGUCCUGUUCCAAAUUAUCUCAAAACUGGAGAGUUGAUAGAAGAGAGCAAGGACUUUGUUGGAGAACUGUCUGUCACACUUGUGGAUGCUAGAAACCUUUCUUAUAUUUUUUAUGGGAAAACUGAUCCAUAUGUGACUUUAAGCCUUGGAGAUCAGCUUAUACGUAGUAAAAAAAACAGUCAAACCACUGUCACCGGCCCUCCAGGGAAACCAAUUUGGAACCAGGAUUUUCAUAUGCUAGUUACAAACCCUAGAAAACAGAAGUUGUAUAUACAAGUAAAAGAUUCCCUUGGAUUCACAGAUUUGACAGUUGGUACAGGAGAGGUUGAUAUUGCAUCUCUUAAGGAUACAGUUCCAACAGAUAGGAUUGUAGUUCUUCGUGGUGGUUGGGGACUAUUUAGAAAAGGAUCUUCCGGAGAAAUACUUGUUCGAUUAACAUAUAAAGCUUAUGUGGAGGAUGAAGAAGAUGAGAAAACUGAGGCAGAUACAGAUGCUUCAGAUGACGAGUUAUCUGAUUCAGAUGAAUCUGAUUCAAGGAAUGAACGGGACUUCAGUGGAGCAGAUAAAGAAUCACUCAUGGAUGUUUUAGCUGCUUUGAUUAUCAGCGAGGAAUUUCAAGGGAUCGUGUCAUCUGAAACAGGCAAAUCUACUGAAGAUUCUAGAAAUGUAGUCUCUAAGUUCUCUAAGGCGUCGUCUAAGGCACCUGUUCUUGGUCUUGAAUCCACGGCCUCAGUUCUUGACACUGGUUCCAAACUUUCUAUAGGGUCUCCCUUGGUAUGGCUUACUGUAAUCACAAGUCUCACGCUGCUUAUUGCCCUAAGCAUGGGCGGUUCUAAUCUUUUCAACCCCUGAGAUCCUUUGAGAGAGAUUUAAAAUGCAGGAUGACUUAUACACAACAAAACAACAUAUCAUCAGCAAAUGAGCUUGAUUGGAAAUGUUUUAUUCAGUUUGCGUCAUUAGAGCUGCCUACACUUCUUCACUGGAUGCAAACAAGUGCAAUGAGUUCCAUGUUUAAUCCUGAAUAUGUGUGGAAAUAUGCUUUUGUGGGUUAUAUAUUCCUCCAUAUUCUUUUUUGUACCAUAGAUAGGCUACAAGAUGAGAUUCAUUUUUGGCAGACAGGAGUACAAAAUAGUGUAAAUGAAUGUAAUAUGUUCUCUCAUCCAUUUAUCAAUAAUGUUCUUUUUCCAUUUACCUGCCUGAAAUUGGUUGAGGACUAGAGAAAUUUAAGUCAAAACCUAUUUGAAUAAUUUGAAUUGAAGGCCAUCAUCACAUUGAUGAAUACAUAUAUACUUGUU